GAGAUGCUUCAGGACGAAUGUUGGAACAGUGGAUUUAUCUGGGAACUUUUACUUCAAGUGGGUGGAAUGGAGACUGGAUAUUAAAGGGACAGGGGUAGAUAAUGGGCUCGACAGGCUCCAGACCUAGGCUGCAUAAAGUAGCUCCUUGUAACAGGCUGGAAGAAGAAGAGGACCGGAUCAAACCCCAGUGGACCCUCCCUGCCCUGCCGGUCAGCCCUGAGCAGCUGUCUGGAUCUCUGGGACCGAGGAAGACAACCUUACCUCCACUCAAACAGGAAAUAAUACUUUCCACACUCUCAGAACCACAUUUUGCAGGAAACUUCACACCAAAGCAAAGCAACCAUUCAAGCAUCAUUCACUCCCAUCCACCCCGAAGACCCCAGGCACUGCAACCACUGGCUGUUCAAAUUGGCCAACCAUGCACUGCUAGACAAAUUGCAAUGGGGAGGAACUGCAGAGGUGGGGGUGUCCAGCAGUUUUCUACAACCGACCAGAUGGGACGCAACGGCACCGGCCGAAUGACUCAGGACGGGUUCCUGGAAGCCCAGACAGCCCAAAUCCGACAGAAUCAGCGACAUCGUCUAGCCCACCUCAGACAAGCCAGAGAGCAGAGACGACAUAAGGUUGUCUACAAAUUUAAUGAAGGGAUCCAGAGGCGUACACUUGUGAGAAGACCCACAGAGAGGGACAUCUUCUGGGAUGAAACAACAGGUGAACAUCUGGAUCCCAACUGCCUUCUAGACACAGUCUUAACUUAAAGAGGAGGGACAGCCAAGCUAACAGCUCCUGAAAGGAAGAGCAAUGGACUUGAGCUUGUGUAGCACUUCUCAAAGUUACACCACAGGUUGCACUUACCAAUUUGGACUUUCUCACACCUUGAUGGUAGAAGAUCAAACCCCUAACUUUCCAGAUGAGAGAUAAAUGAUAAUAGACUACUGAACAGUAGGAGGAGUAGAAAGUGUUGACAUACAAAGAGAAAGUUGUGUGUGACCUGAGUCUGCAAGGGCUUACAAGAGAGUUCUACAGCUGUCAUUUGAGAUAAAAACACUUUUUUCUACUGUAUCUAGAAAUCUACAGACUAGCAAACAUAAUGUCAAGUUACGCAAAUAAAUCACAUAAUAGCAACUGCAGCAUCCCAGAGUCUGGAGGAAGAUUUAAGAGGCCCAGAAUCCAAGGUGCUUGAAGUCCAGAGUUUUCAGUUUCCACAGCAAAUGAUGAUUUGGGGUGCCAUGCCAACUACUAAUGUUGGCCCUCUGGUCUUUAUCAAGUCAACGCUGUCAGCCAUCUACCAGGAGAUUUUAGAGACCUUCAUGCUACCAUCUGCUGAGAAGCUUUAUGGAGAUACUGAUUUCAUUUUCCAGCAGGACUUGCCUGCCCACAGUGAAGUCAAAACUACCAGAAACUUGUUUGCUCAUCAUGGUAAUACUGUGUUUGAUCGGCCUGUGAACUCACCUGACCUCAAUCCUAUAAAGAAUACUUCAUUUUGUAUGACAUGAAUGUAGAAUAUAUGGAAGUUUCACUUCUUAGUUUAAAUCACAGGAAUAAAAUAACUUUUCCAUGAUAUUCUAAUCUUUUAGAUGCACCUGUAUAAGAGAAAAAUUGAGGUUCUACAAUAUGAUUCGUGGCUGGGGUUAUGAUGCCCUCUAGGGGUAAAAGUGGUGCACUAAAGUCAGAUACCUGCUAUCCAGGCUGAGUCUAAAGCUCUCUUUUCAACAAAAAUCCUCCCUCAAAAAUGUUUCAUAUUAAGUUCAAAUCCUGUAGCACUGAAGCUCCUGGUCCAUUCCUGUGCUAUUAAAAUUAGAACAAAAGACUCCUUCUGUGUCCAAAGAUAUCCUCUUGGUGCAGAAGAUGCAUGCCUCUCGAGGAAUAAUAACAUGAAAACAGGAAAUUGCUAAUUGCACCGUCACUCUUCAAGUGGCCUCCCUGAGGUCGGCUCUUAGCAGGUUUAAAGAGUCUGAGAGGAACUGGACUCAGACCAAACACCUGAGGCCACACUGGUCGACUAAAGCCUGCAUGGUCCUCAGGCACGGCACGUUAGAGGAACAUUGCUUGGAUUGCAUCGCACAGCAAGGGGGCAAACAGGAAUUAAAUGACAAAAGAUUAGCCGGCAGUGGCUAAAUAGAGUAUUUCAAUUGAAGAAAUGAGCAUUAAAGUGUAUUUAAGAAAUGAAAGCAGUCUAACGUCAACUAUAUUAUGCUCACCACUGGGUGUCAUUAUUGGGUUGAGGGACACAGUGAAGCUACCUUACAGUUAAAAGGAAAACACCUACUGUGCUUUAAGAGUUUACUUUAUUUCAUAUAUUUGUAGCUCAUUUUAAGGCUUACAGCUGUGCUGCCUCAUUAUUUAUGAAAUACACAAAGAUGCUUCUACUUUUACAUGUUUAUAUGGUUUUUUAUCAUUAUUGUACAAAAGUGUAAAUUUAUUCCCUGUAUGAGAAAAUUAA
Cheilinus undulatus (humphead wrasse) is the source of this 2443-nucleotide messenger RNA. RefSeq lists its product as uncharacterized. Bases 102 to 758 code for a protein of 218 amino acids. Lineage: Eukaryota; Metazoa; Chordata; Actinopteri; Labriformes; Labridae. The record is from RefSeq and is a predicted model, not a curated record. The transcript has 7 exons.